AUGACACAGCGUUUCGUAGACGGACGGCCCAGGGUCCAGCUCGAAGUCAAACAAACCCCGAAAUCGAUGCCACCAGAACAUUGCGAGGCCACGGAACAUGAUGCCCCAUCAUCUUCCUUCAUAACAUCUCCACGUUCAACAGCUGCUCGGCCUCCCGCUCUACUGGUUAAAUCGUCGAUGGUAUCAUGCAUGGCAGGCAGUGAUCAAAGAAUCGACCGCCCUCCUCUUGCUAGCCUUGAAUCAGUUGCGCGCGCCUACUACAGCCCGAAUAAGCGGCGACGCCAGCGUCAAAAGAUCAAAUAA
Messenger RNA from Fulvia fulva, 303 nucleotides. RefSeq lists its product as uncharacterized. The record is from RefSeq and is a predicted model, not a curated record. Bases 1 to 303 code for a protein of 100 amino acids. Lineage: Eukaryota; Fungi; Ascomycota; Dothideomycetes; Mycosphaerellales; Mycosphaerellaceae. The transcript has 2 exons.